This is a messenger RNA of Cloeon dipterum, 1124 nucleotides long. RefSeq lists its product as uncharacterized. Gene Ontology annotation, cellular component: extracellular region. The coding region runs from base 159 to 1016 and encodes 285 amino acids. The transcript has 2 exons. NCBI's taxonomy places the organism in Eukaryota, Metazoa, Arthropoda, Insecta, Ephemeroptera, Baetidae. Gene Ontology annotation, molecular function: chitin binding. The record is from RefSeq and is a predicted model, not a curated record.
GGCAAUAAAUUAGUUCGUGUCUCGUGAUAAAAGUGACUUGCGUGGAAUUCAGGCAAAAUUAAAAGUAUUUCUUGGGUACGCAGUAUUUUUAACACGUCAGUGUUAAACUUACCUGGGUAGUAACUCUUUUUACUUAAUACCGGAUAGUGUAUUUAAAAAUGAGCUCGCAAAAAUUGGGUUUGCUGAUCGCAACCUCAGCAAUAGUGCUCGUUGGUGUUGCAUCACAAACUAGUACUUCAACGUCGUCCACGUCGACGUCGCCAACAACUUCGACAUCGCCCACUACGUCGACAUCACCAACAACGUCGACAUCACCAACAACUUCGACGUCGCCCACAACGUCGACAUCACCAACAACGUCGACAUCACCAACAACUUCAACGUCACCAACAACUUCGACGUCGCCCACAACGUCGACAUCGCCCACAACGUCGACAUCACCAACUACGUCGACAUCGCCCACUACGUCGACAUCACCAACAACUUCGACGUCGCCCACUACGUCGACGUCGUCUUCGACUUCAACCACAACUCAACCCACAACGACUACUAUUGUGCCGUCAACAUGCUCGUCUGUUGAUGCCAAAAUUGCUGAUCCGGUGACAACCAACUGCAAAACGUUCUUCAUUUGCACCAACGUGAGCAAUGUGCUGAAGUACGUAAAGUCGAACUGCUCUGAUUUCAUGCUCUUUGACUCGACUCGCCUUCGGUGUCUCAAUCAAGUUUACGUCACUUGCACCGCUUCAACGACGACGUCCACGACAUCAUCGACCUCGACAACGUCCACAACCACGACAUCCUCAACGACGACAACUCCAACGACCACAACACCGAUCCCUUCAUGCACAGUUGAGGGUGCGAAAAUUCUGAACCAGGCGGUGGCAAACUGCGCCUCUUUCUACGUCUGUACUUUGGUUAAUGGAGUCCUGACUAAUGUCAUUUCUUCCUGCCCAGUCAACAUGGCGUUCAGCGUUAAAUAUGGGAGAUGCCUUAACGUUGCUUACGUAACCUGUUAGGAAGUCUUUGCAAUGUAAUCUGCGUAUGAAUUAAAUUGAGGGAUUUAAAUGAAUUAAAAUUUGCUUUAUUGUACACACAAUAAAACCAUUUAAAUAGGUUGGAGUCGA